This is a messenger RNA of Fopius arisanus, 989 nucleotides long. Its product is annotated as dehydrogenase/reductase SDR family member 11. The record is from RefSeq and is a predicted model, not a curated record. Bases 112 to 849 code for a protein of 245 amino acids. Lineage: Eukaryota; Metazoa; Arthropoda; Insecta; Hymenoptera; Braconidae. The transcript has 5 exons.
UUGAAUUGCUCUGAGCAACUCUCAUUAGCCAGCAGCAGUUGAACCAGUGAAGAUAGUAAUCCUCUUUGGAAGUUUGUUGAGCCCGAAGAGAUUCAAUUUCAAAGGACAAAGAUGGACCGCUGGGCAGGAAAAGUCGCUGUUAUCACUGGAGCAUCCUCUGGAAUCGGAUUAGCAACGGCUAAAGCACUUAUUCAAAAUGGAAUGGUCGUUGUGGGUCUAGCUAGAAGGAAGGAUAAAAUGGAGAACGAAAUGAAGAAUGUUCCGAGGGCUAAGGGGAAGUUCCAUGCGGUGAAGUGCGACGUGGCUAACGAUAAUGAUGUCGCAGAGGCUUUUAAUUGGAUCAAAGAGAAUAUUGGAAAGGUCCAGGUUCUAAUUAACAACGCGGGCAUCGCCAGGGGUGGAAAGUUCACCGAAGUAGAAAAUACGGUUUUGGAGAAUAUUAUUGAUGUCAAUCUUAUGGGGACGGUCUACUGCACCAAAGAGAUCCUCAAAGUACUGCAAGCUGAUAAUCUCCCUGGGCAUAUCAUCAACAUCAACAGUAUUGUUGGGCACAGAGUCGUAAAGCCGCAGAACAAUGACAUGAACAUCUACAUUGCCAGUAAACACGCAAUCACAGGAUACACCGAGACUCUCAUGAGGGAAUUAUUGGGCCAGAAUAUUCGAGUAACCAGUUUAAGCCCUGGACUGGUGAAAACGGAAAUAGUGGGAGCAGUGAGCUCAACACUUGCCGAACUUCCGAUUUUGGAAGCCGAGGACAUUGCAGACAGUAUUAUCUUCCUUCUGGGAAUGCCCCAAAGGGUUCAAGUGAACGAAUUGACCAUCACACCAUUGGGCGAAAACCUGCUAUAAUUUUCCUCUCUCAAGAAUAUUAUCCGCAAUACUUGAAGAAAUCAUCCUUUUAAACGAAAUGCAUGAACGUUUUGCCAGUGUCAACAGAAAUGUUAUAACCUGUUGUAUAAUUCCUGAUAAUUAAAGAACUUAAUGAACAA